Molecule: messenger RNA, 869 nt
Organism: Diabrotica virgifera virgifera (western corn rootworm)
Lineage: Eukaryota; Metazoa; Arthropoda; Insecta; Coleoptera; Chrysomelidae
Exons: 4
Coding region: 27-773 (248 amino acids)
Source: RefSeq, a predicted model, not a curated record
UGGUUGAAUACUAUUCCGUUUUAAAAAUGAAAAACACUUGCUUUAUUAUUUUUGUUUUUUUCUUAAAUGGUGUGAUAUGUGGUCCAAAAGUGUAUCAAAAUCCAGAUGGAGCUUUUGAACCAAGCAACAGAUACUACGAAUCAAAUCUUCCCGACUACCGUUCCAAACAUCAAAAUUUUAGCAAACCAGAAAGGAAAGAGAGCAAGGAGUCACGAUUCGGUAUCAUUCCCAUAUCAACGACUUCUUAUGGGUCUAAUGGAAAUGGCGUACAAUAUGGAUCUGGAAACGUUGGUUAUACAAUCAGUCCCAUGAAAAUUGAUAUUGGAGGAGUGGCUCUUGGAGCAAUCCUGGGUCUUGGACUUGUGUUGAUUAUACCCAAGAUAGCAAAUAUUGUUGGAGGUGGAGGGGGAUACGGUGGAUACAGAAGUCUUGAAACCGAAAUGUCAUCCGUAACAGAUGUACUAGCAAGAAUUGAUAACUCUCUGGAACAACAUAAUAUAGACAGUUCAUCUUGUAUUCAAAGAACUAUAUGCUCCUAUGUAAAUAGUGCACAAAAAAAUAUUAAAAAUGGAGAAGCGACCGGUGUAGAUGAAUUUAUAACAUCUUUAUCUAACAACACACUUUUGUCAUAUAUGUUGGAUGGUACAGCUGUAAAGGAAGCCGCCGAAACAGGAAAAGCAAACGACGAAGAGCAAUGCAAUAAUAAAUAUCCUAAAUGUCCGUUAACAAAAGACAAUGUGUUAAAGGUCCUUGGAAGUUUGUUACCAGCCUAGACUUGUUGCUUCUACAUACUUCUAUUUAAUAGUAUUAAGUAAUCUCAGACCGUGAUUUGUUGUAUUAAUUUAAAUGUGUAAAUAUAUAUUUAUAGA